This is a messenger RNA of Chroicocephalus ridibundus (black-headed gull), 6837 nucleotides long. It is a transcript of the gene FAM78A, whose product is annotated as family with sequence similarity 78 member A. The coding region runs from base 1722 to 2513 and encodes 263 amino acids. The record is from RefSeq and is a predicted model, not a curated record. NCBI's taxonomy places the organism in Eukaryota, Metazoa, Chordata, Aves, Charadriiformes, Laridae. The transcript has 2 exons.
GAGGCGUGGGAGGAAAUGCUGGGUUUGCAAAGGAGGUUUAGCUUCAACAGCUGCAGUUGAAAAGCGAAAUACAGGGGGAGGGAUGGGACUGGGCGAAGGAGGGAGGACAGGGAGGGGGGGGUGUGCUGAGCCCUGUCGCCGGUGUCGUCCCCCCCCCGCCGGGCUGGCGGAGCCGCUGUCAUGCGGCGGUCCCUGCCCGGGCAGCCGGCGGCAGGGAGAGGCUACCAACGACUUUCUGCAAAGUUUGACCCGCUUGCCUUCAUUUUAUUAUUUUAUUAAUUUUUUUUUUUUUUGAUGCUGCGACGGCGGCCGGAGCGGGAACCCCCCCGCACCCCCCUGCUCCACCGGCGAGGCUGAGCCCCGGGGGGGCGGGGGGGCCGGCGCCGUCCCCGUAUGCAUGAAUGUAUUGCGAGAGAGGAAGCUUGCGGCAGCCAGGAGGCGGAGGCACCGAUCCUGCUCCUCUCACCUCCCCGGGCAUCUAGCAAAGAGGCGAAGGAAGAGAAAAAAAAGAGCGAGAGAAGCGAGAGAAGGAGCCUCCCCCCCCGGUCCAUCCCCCCCCGCCGCACCUCGCCCCCGCGCAGCGCAGGGGAGCCCGGCGCGGUGCGCGGCGGCCGCCGGUGCUCGGCGCUGGUCCCCGCCGCCGCGGGAUGCUGUGACAUCCCCCCGACCCCCCGGAGGACCCACGCGUGUGCGGGGCAGCCCCCGCCGCCCCCUCCAUGAGCCCCGCCGGUUGAGCCACAGCCGGCUCGCCCGGGAGCGGCGGCAGCGGGAGGAGGAGGAGGAGGAAGGUCGGACAAGCCUGCGGAGGAGCGCUCGCCGAGGAGGAGGAGGAGGAGGAGGCGGAGGAAGGGCAGUCGCGGGGCCGGCGCCCCCCGGGCCGGUGCGUGGCGGCGGGAUGUCAGGGGCGGCGGUUCCGCGGCGCUGAGCGGGCGCGGAGCGGGGGAGGCUCAGCCCCCGCCUGCGCCACCGGGACCUCCGGCUCGUUCUUCAUGGUUUCGGCUAUUUCUAAGGGAAAGACUUAAAAAAAUAUAAUAAAUCCCCAAACCCAAAGCCCUGACAGCGCUGGCGGAGGAGCCUCCAAAAUCGGAGAUUUGCUACUUUUUUUUUUUUUUUUUUUUUUUUUGCAUUUUCCACCCGUCGUUUCUUUCUGUUAUUAUUGUAAUUUUGUGCGAAAGGAAGUUAUGAACAACUGCAAGUCAGGAAGUGGAAAUCCACACCGGUUGUGACAAGCUGGGGCUAAAAACUAUUUCAUUAUUUAUAUAGAUGUGUCUAUCAACAUUCUGCUUUUCAUCCAAAGAAUAAAGGGAAAUACCGGCUAGUCCUAUGUUUGACGGUGAAUGACAGACCGCAUCUGAAGAAAGGAAGGACUAAAUAUAUCAGCUAAGAACACCACCGUUAUUUAUUGAACUCAAGAGACCUUUUUUUAACCCAAAGACUUUGAGCAAGAGACUUAAUAGGUCGUUAAAAGGGGAAAAAAUAAAUCUUAAAGGCCCUUUGCUUCUGAAGUGCAGCUAACCUCAAAAAUACGAGCAGUACUUGUAAGACGGAUACUCAAAUUAAGGCUUUACAUGAUGAAUUUUCUAUCCUAUGGAUAUCAGUUUUGAGAUUACAAACCAAGAAGAUCUGUAAUUGAUCUAGCACCAGAUAAUUUCAAUGCCUAAUAUUCCCCAGGAUUGCUGGAGUACCCCAGGAGCUGCGUCGGACUGUACUCGGGGUAUGCCAUGGGCUGUAUUCAGAGUAUUAGCUGCAAAUCCAAAGUUUUCCGGGAAAGUAUUUCAGUGAUUGAAGUCAAAGCCUCCAUCGAUCCCAUUCCCACCAGCAUCGACGAGUCCUCCAGCGUGGUCCUGCGCUACCGGACCCCUCACUUCCGAGCCUCUGCCCAAGUGUUGGUGCCCCCUAUUCCCAAGAAGGAGACCUGGAUCGUGGGCUGGAUCCAGGCUUGCAGCCACAUGGAAUUUUACAAUCACUACGGGGAACAGGGAAUGUCAAGUUGGGAGCUUCCAGAUCUACUGGAUGGUAAAAUCCAGGCCAUCAGCGACUCAGACGGAGUGAACUAUCCCUGGUAUGGAAACACGACAGAAACCUGCACCAUCGUGGGUCCCACAAAGAAGGAGUCCAAGUUCAACAUCAGUAUGAACGACAACUUUUACCCGAGCGUGACGUGGGCCGUGCCCGUCAGCGAGAGCAAUGUGGCCAAACUCACAAGCAUUCACCGGGAUCAAAGCUUCACCACCUGGCUGGUUGCAACCAACACGGCUACCAACGAAAUGGUGACCUUGCAGACUAUCAAAUGGCGCAUGAGGCUGGGCAUCGAGGUGAAUCCCAGCAGACCCCUGGGGCAGCGUGCCAAGCUGCAGGAGCCCUCUGCUCAAGAGCAGCCCCAGGUCCUUAGCAAGAAUGAGCCAAUACCACCCAGUGCCCUUGUCAAACCCAAUGCCAAUGAUGCUCAGGUACUCAUGUGGAGGCCAAAGGAUGGACCACCACUUGUGGUGAUACCUCCAAAACAUCGGUAAUAUACACCUGGCGUCCCGGCACUAAAAGGGAGAAUAAAAAACAAAAACAACCUGAAGCAAAACAAUCACUUAGGUAUUAGAAUACACACGUAUAAUCUGAGCAAAAUCAAAAUGCACUUUUUAGUCAUUCAACAAAUGCAACCAUUCUACCUUCUCCCAUUGGGACGGAUUUCACUGUGCUAAAGCUAAAGAGGAGACCUUUGACCGGGGUCUGUCUCAUCACUGGAUUCCUAAGGGAAGAAACUAACACUGAUGUCUACCCGUAGAGCUUUUGUCUUUUUCUUCCCUACUUUAGUUACUUUUUGAACUUCAGUCUCAUUAGCUUGUCCAGACUGCCCAGAACAAUAAGAACAUUUUAUUUGGGAUUUAAAGAAUCUUUUUUUUUUUUUUUUCCUUUUUGGUUGAGAACGAAACAAUUUCCUGGAGCAAAAAGUUGACUAUUUAAGAUAAGGAUUAUUUUUUUUUUUCCAAGCUGUAAGGUUCUGAGUUGCAAAUCCAAGUCAUGCGGCCUUAUGUAGACUUUGCUUUGCAUUGCCAAACUUUUGCCUUAAAGCUAUGUUUGAAAAAAACCAACAAAACCACCACCAGGCAGAAUGUCCUUUCUACAGAUUUUCUGGGAGAAAGCUUUGGAAUAAGGAAUAGAUUGCCAGCGUGUCAUGGGCCGAUGGAUGAAAAGGGCAUGAAAUCGGAAGAAGCGUGAUAAAAAGAAAGUCUUCCUGGUUUUGAAACCUGGAAGAAGGAAGCAUGGAAAUAAUCUCAGUUUCAAAGCAAUGCAAAUAACAAACCUGCUGUGGGAUGUCUCUUGAGUGGGAGCUGCUAGGCCAUCUCCCUGCUUCGCCGGAGGGGCAGCAGGCAGACUUGCACUGCUCACACGUGGUGAUCGCAGCCUCCCGUUAGCAUUGUAAUACCGGAUAAUCUCACAGCUGGAGCUGUGGCCCUGGGAGUCAACAAGGAUCGAGAGGGCAGGGGGAUUUCCCACCGGGUUUGUCUUUAGGACACGCAGGUGUUUGCCCAGCUAGCCCACGGUCUCACCUUCUCGUGGCCCGAGAGCCAACGGCUCGCGCGCCGGCUGCUGUUGGUGAAGCUCUGUUGCCCUGUUUUCCCAUGAAAUUCAGAUGAUGGUGCUGUAAGAAGAGCAGGAUAUAAAAAGGAUCCUUCUGAAGUCAUUGGAGACGCACGGGUGUAAGUGAGGGCAGAUCUUUAUCUACCAAGUCUACUCGGCAAUAGCCAUAAUUCAGGAACAGCCACGUCUGAGAAUACCAGGCACCCAUUCCUAGCAAACACUACAAGCAAAAGCUAUGGAAAGCUGCUCUUCCCCCAAUAACAAAUCACACUGGGGCCAGUAGGUAAUUUUCUUCCAAAUGGCCUCACGAUGUCCGUGACUGUCAGGAAUGGGGUACAGACAGGACCAUGGUACUGUCACGGCACAACCAUCUGUGUAAUGCACGAGAAGGUGCCAGCAGGGCAGCCCCCGGCCCUCGGGGGUAGAUCCUCCGGUGAGAAAGGUGCAUUGGGGGCAGGGGGUGGAACCUCUAGGUUUCAGUAAGGGCCAGAUGGCUUCAGAGAUAACCAGAUGCACUUCUGCGGGGGAGGCUGUGGGAGCGGGAGGGGCAGGGUUUGCAGGCGGAGGAAGUUCUGCAGCAGAGGUGGCAUCUGGAGGACAGGGCACGGGACGGGGAGCAGAGGAUCCGCUCUCUUGCUCCAGCACAUGGCCUAAGGCAGAUCACUUCCCCUUCCCUCGGCAGCUCCUUCCCCUAGAUAGAACGCUUCUUCCUCUUACUAAAAAUUCGCCUCAAGAGCUGGGACUGAAGAGCACCCGGCGUGCCAGACUCCAGCCUGGCCCUGCUGAGCUGCUCCGAACAGGUCUCACGGCCACACACACGCUGCUCCAAAGGCUCUCCCCUCCGAGAGGCACCGACUCGCUGCUAUUGCCAUCUUCACCUUCCACGUGGACAUUACCAGCAAGAAGUUCUCCUUCCUCACUUCUCCAAAGCCACGCCAUCUACUUCGGCAACAGGUCCGACAUCACCACCUGCCUGGGGAAGGGAUGCCCAGAAGAUACGCCCACCCCCUUCCCCCCAGCCGCAAACCAGCAAACAAGGAUCCUGGGUCCCUGCACCAACCCCCCAUUUUUCGGAGGUGCUCGGCCAUGGAGCUGCUCUCUCCAGCGGGCAGAUCUUUGAGGUCCAGCACAACAAGAAGCUUGCAAACGAAUGGACUGGAUCAAACCCAAAUCCACGAGCCAAAGGUUGCCUAAAUCUAGGCUUUGGGACUAUAAAGGAUGAAGCUAGGGAGACUUUGACUUGCACAGUCACUCUCUGUAUUAAACUCCAUUUUCUUACGUGGAUUCAAACCCUAACUACGGCUCUACCGGCACAGCCCUUUGGGACUGGCCUGUAUUUUCUCCUAGGCAAUACAUGCAGAAGAGGACAAGACGUGAGCUGUGGGUGAAUAGCCGAUAGCGCUUACACGCGUCUCGGCAGCCGCGUAGGUGCGCUUCCGGGCAGUCCCGCAGGUGGGAGCAGAAGGGGUAUUCUUGUCUGGUAUUCACUUUGUCUCCAGGUGCUGAGUACUUACAGUUCUCACCGAUGUCAGCACAGGUUGAAGAAAUCAGACCCAGUUGUCUUAAUUAGCUGCACAAAGGAAUUCCAAGGAAAGAUUUCUUCUCAGUCACCAAAAACCACAUUCAGGGAACACCUACGUCCUUUUCCACUUAGCUGCGUGUUGGACUUAGUCUCCAGUGCAUUAAGUAAAUCUGGUCCCUCCUACUCCCUCUACCUGGCGGACUGGAUGCAUCCAUGCAAUUUGGUAGUAACCUCCUGGCUAAUUCGUCCUGUUGCACUGAACAGACCCAGCUGAGCAGUAAAAUACGAAAUUCAAAUUUCACUUUGGGGUCAGCUUUGCAUGGACUUCUUCCUUCCCAAAGAAUGCCUUUAUCCCGUGCCUAGGUUGAGACGUGCCCCUCCACCUCCAUUCACAUCACCAGACACGGCGCAGAAUAGCGAUGCUGCCGCUUUCGAGAUUUGACGCGUUGUGAUUAAAAAUGAUGUUUUCCCAAUGCUGCUUCAUUAGAAAACUGAUGGGGACAGACUGAGUGUAAAAGGAAGGGUGGUUGGAGGUAACAGGUGCUACAGACAUCACUACUGGCACGGCUGGUUAGUAGCCAUGUGGUUAGAACAGGGAUUGAUGGGGUCCCAACGGGGACUUAAAUGUCUGGGGAGCUGGGGCACCCUGCGGCGAGUAAGGUGGUAAAUCAGCAGAGGUAAAUAAAGCUCCUUCUCUGGCAGCUUUUUGCAGAACCGGGAAUGCACAAAGGAGGCGCUGGGGAGGUGAUGGGGCACCAACGCGGGAUAAUGACGUACGUGAGCUUGUCUCUGCCUCACCUCUCUCAUCAACGAUGCUCAGCUCUUUACGGCCCCGCAUGGCACGGGAGCCGGACCGUCCCUGUCGAAACCCCACAGUGGUCCAGGGUGGGAGGCAGCAGGGCGAGCCCUGGCCAAGACCCUCACCUGCGCCCUCUCCCCGCCCCGGCAGCCGCGGGGCAGGGGCUGGGAGACGCCAUGGAGCUUGGCCAACACGGCAAGAACAUCACGGGCCCUUUGGUUCUCCUUUCCUACCCUUGACGAGCGUGGCGAGAGAGGGACGGCCCCUCGGGGAGUCAAUAAAGGUAUUAAGCAGCGUUGGGGGGGAGCAGACCUGUUGAGCGGGCGCAGCGGAGAGAAGGCUGGGUCCAGCACGGGGGUACGGGGGGGUACGGCGGGGGCUGCCCCAGCCCCGGCACCGCUGUCCCCCCCUGCCCCGGCUCCCGGCGCAGCAAUAAGAAUCGUCCUUGGUCUUGCAGAGAUACUGUGAAAACAAAACCAAGAUGUACCGAGUCUGGACACUUAACAGAGAUGUAAAAAACAAAACCCUGCUUUUAUAACGGACAGAGAAAUAAAGUGAAGUUUUCAAAUGCGUCUGCCUGGAGUCGUUUGGGCGGUGGCUGUUUUUAAACAAAUGGCUCCACCACCUCUGCGCUCGCGUUUCAAGGCGGCGAUGAACACCCUAUUUACCACGAGUGCCUUCUCUCUCCAUGUCAGCAUCAGAUAGAGCGCGGAGGUUUCUGGUUAAACGUACCAGCCGACAUCCUGCAUUUUUCAUUACCCGGCUGCCGCGUGUCGUGUGGCGGCAGGACAGAGCCGAGCCUGUCGGCGCAGGCAGCAGCCGAACUUCCGCACGGUUGGGUUUCCCGACGCUGUUUGCUUGUUUAGCAAAAGCCUGGUCAGAUGCUUGCUGUAAACACUGCUGAAAAAGCCGAAACGGCUGGGGAGCGGCGGGCUCUCAG